Oncorhynchus masou masou (cherry salmon) is the source of this 1579-nucleotide messenger RNA. Its product is annotated as visual system homeobox 2-like. Gene Ontology annotation, cellular component: nucleus. The record is from RefSeq and is a predicted model, not a curated record. NCBI's taxonomy places the organism in Eukaryota, Metazoa, Chordata, Actinopteri, Salmoniformes, Salmonidae. Gene Ontology annotation, molecular function: sequence-specific double-stranded DNA binding; DNA-binding transcription factor activity, RNA polymerase II-specific. Bases 63 to 1187 code for a protein of 374 amino acids. Gene Ontology annotation, biological process: regulation of transcription by RNA polymerase II. The transcript is spliced from 5 exons.
UGCACUGGGGACUGACCUGUGAGCCGAUACAAAUAGGGAAUAGGCCAACUAUCGAAGACACCAUGACAGGUAAACAAGGAGCUGCGGUGCUAUCGGAAACGUUGAAUAUAUCCAAAACGUCCUCUAUCGGUGCUAACGGAGGGAAUAACAGCCUGCACCAACAAUCAAAGAACAGCGCCACGCACCCUCCCAGAUGCACGGGAUUCGGGAUACAGGAGAUUUUAGGGCUGAAUAAAGAGCCUUCGGCGGCCCCGAGGAGCGCCUUGCAGUCGCUGCCAGCUGGGGCGCACCUGCUUGCCGCCAGGUCAAUGCUUGGUCCCGCUGGUGUAGGAGUUGGGAUGGGAUUAAUCGGGCCUGGAGGGAUUCCGUCAUUCUACAGGCAACCAGCGUUUUUGGAGGUCCUGCAGGAUGCGCAGAACGUUCACUUGCAAACCCACAAUAGAACUGUGGGACAUCUGGACCACAGCCAGUCCCCCAGUUCAGACUCAGAAGAUGUGUCAUCAAGCGAACGAAAACUCUCAAAGAACUCAUUAAGCCAGAGCAAGAAACGGAAGAAAAGACGGCACCGAACCAUAUUCACAUCUUACCAGCUCGAGGAGCUGGAGAAGGCCUUUAAUGAAGCUCACUACCCAGAUGUGUAUGCAAGAGAGAUGCUGGCUAUGAAAACAGAGCUUCCUGAGGACAGAAUACAGGUCUGGUUCCAGAACCGCAGGGCCAAAUGGAGGAAAAGGGAGAAGUGCUGGGGUCGCAGCAGUGUGAUGGCAGAGUAUGGGUUGUAUGGCGCCAUGGUCCGCCACUCCAUCCCCCUACCGGAUUCCAUCCUCAAGUCUGCCAAGGAUGGCAUCAUGGACUCCUGUGCCCCAUGGCUGCUUGGGAUGCACAAAAAGUCCAUGGAGACCACGGUCGUCCAGCCAAAAGGGAAGUCCGAUGUUCCCCAGCAGCCAGCCAUUCAGAGGGCUGAAGAGUGCGACGUGGAGGAGAAGAGGGCGGAGGGCAAGUCACCCAUCUCCAAAGAGGAACUGAGGGAGAACAGCAUCGCAGCACUCAGGGCAAAAGCACAGGAGCACAGUGCCAAGGUGCUCGGGACUGUUACAUGCGAGAGACCAGAGAGCAAAGUGGAGAGACAGGCGACAGAGGAAAAAUCUAGUGGCCCUUUGAGUCCAGUGGAAGAGCCCAAGAGUCCAUAGACCCUCACUUUGUACAGACUUUGCAGUGCCCUUGACUGUGCUCUAAACAUCUGUAUGGACUCAACUAGAUUGAUCAGUAUUACAGUGUUCACUGAGAGGUUUUUACAUGUUGAACAUCCUAGAUCUCUAUUAUACUGUUUUCAAAUGACCUGCUUUAUACUGGUCUUCCUAUUGGAAAGAUUAAAUAUCUACAUUUGUAUUUUAUUGACUAAGAAAAACCCCAAUGCACUUUCUGUCUUUCUUACUCACUGACAUUCAUACAAAUAUUGAUGCUUACAUAUUGUUGAACAUGGUUUAAUAUGGGGUUAGCAGUCCAUACAGAUGUAUAUUGUGACAACUCCUAUAACUAGAAGACACCCACUCUACACAUUUCUAUCAUUGAAUAUUCUUAA